CCGGUCCCUGGCGUAGGGUAAUCGUGCACGUCCGCCAGCACUCAGAGACAGAGUAGACAUGGCGGCGUCGCUGGGUAGAUUUUCUGGUCUCUUUGGACGUUCCUUGGCCAGCCGGGGACGCCUGUAUUCCGCGUCCGCACACGCUGAGCACGGCAGUGCAGCCCGCACCUGGAAAAUCCUGACGUUCGUGGUGGCGCUGCCCGGGGUGGCCGUGUGCAUGCUCAACGCCUACCUGAAAGCCCAGCACCACGAGCCUCCGCCCGAGUUCGUCCCCUACGAGCACCUGCGGAUCCGGAGCAAGAAAUUUCCCUGGGGAGAUGGGACGAAGAGCCUUUUCCACAACCCUCAUGUGAAUCCUCUACCCACUGGCUAUGAAGAGUCAGACCAUUCUGAGCAUUAACUUUCUGAUACAAUUCUGGACCAGUGUGUUGUAUGGGCCCACAUCAUGAUAUGGGAUCAUGCUAUUCUAUUUAAUGCUGUAAAUUUCUCCCUGACCUUUUGCAUUAGAGGUCACUUAAAUAAAGUUCUGGUUUGAGCUGCA
Molecule: messenger RNA, 541 nt
Organism: Pseudophryne corroboree (corroboree frog)
Lineage: Eukaryota; Metazoa; Chordata; Amphibia; Anura; Myobatrachidae
Product: cytochrome c oxidase subunit 6A, mitochondrial
Exons: 3
Coding region: 59-400 (113 amino acids)
Biological process (GO): mitochondrial electron transport, cytochrome c to oxygen
Cellular component (GO): mitochondrial inner membrane
Molecular function (GO): enzyme regulator activity
Source: RefSeq, a predicted model, not a curated record